CCCCUCCCCUCUGCGCCUGCGACUCUGCUCCGCCGCGAGGCGCACAGCAGCGGCGCCGGCAGCGAGAGAGAAACGGACAUACGAAGCAAGCGCGCGAUGAGCCAGCGCAGGCGAUCUCGGGCUGCCGGCUCACCGCCUGGCGACGCAGAUCCGCCGCCUUCGCCGGAGAAGGCGCUGCCGCUGCGGAUCCGGCCGUGGCCGGCGCUGGGGUCGGACCGGAGGGUGCUGGCGCUCGCACUGGCGUUCCGCGCGGCCAACGCGCUGCUGGUGCGCACCUACUUCAACCCCGACGAGCACUGGCAGUGCCUCGAGGUCGCCCACCGCGUCGCCUUCGGGUAUGGCCACCUUACUUGGGAGUGGAAGCGGGGCCUGCGAAGUUACCUCCACCCGUUGAUCUUUGCUGCUCUCUACAAGAUUCUGGCGCUACUCCGCCUGGAUACUCCAUGGUUUAUGGUGAUGGCUCCACGGCUCCUGCAAUCUGUCUUUGCAGCUUUUGGAGAUCUAUACUUGUAUAAACUUUCCAAACGUAUUUUCAGUGUUCAGGUUGCCCAAUGGACAUUAUUUUCCCAGUUGGUUAACUGGUUCAUGUUUUUUUGCAUCACACGGACUCUAUCAAACAGCUUGGAGACGGUUUUGACUGUCGCCGGGCUUCAUUAUUGGUUUACCGCAAUAGAAUCUUCCAAGGGAACCUCAGUUGUUUCAAAGCAUCAAGCUGCCAGUAAACAAAGUCAUCCAUCAAGAAAACUGGCUCUUCUGAUAGCAGCCUUAUCCUGCGCCAUUCGGCCAACAAGUGCUGUAACAUGGCUUUAUGUUGGUCUGUUGGAUUUUAUUCAGAUGAAAUGCAAAUGUCGUUUUGUCUUUCUCGAGGUCAUUCCGGUAGGGGCCAUUGUCCUUGCAGUAACAACACUCCUUGAUUGGUGGAUGUAUGGUUCCCAGGUCAUAGUGCCACUUAAUUUUUUGAAAUUCAACCUCUUCUCUUCAGGAGGUGACUACUAUGGAACACAUGUCUUCCACUGGUACUUCACACAGGGUUUUCCAUCCAUGAUUUGGACAUUCUUACCAUUGGCAAUAUGUGGAAUUGUAAAGUCUCGAGAAUGGAGGAUUUCAGGACUAAUCACUUGGGUAUUAGGGGUUUACAGCAUACUUGGACAUAAAGAAUUCAGAUUUGUUCUUCCGGUGCUACCUUUAGCAUUGAUGUUCUCAGGAUACUGCUUAGCUGCAAUGUCACAAUUCAAGGGAAAAAAGCUGCAUGAGAAAAGAUGUCUUUCGAGGUUGCAGAUUUCUGUUAUUCUUCUCAUCAUAACCAAUAUUCCAAUGGCCUUCUAUAUGUUGUUAUUCCAUCAAAGAGGAACAGAAGAUGUUAUGUAUUAUUUGUCAAAAGAAGCCCAUGAUGGAAGAGUGAAGAGUGUCCUCUUCCUCAUGCCUUGUCAUUCAACACCUUACUAUUCUACCUUACAUUACAACAUACCUAUGCGCUUUUUGGACUGCACUCCUAGUGAUAGCAAAGGGACCUUGGAUGAGUCAGAUCGUUUCCUUACAAGCCCAUCUGAGUUUGUGGGCGAGGUUUUCGGAAAUUUAUCUUCAUUCAGUCACAUUGUAUUAUUUGAGUCCGAAGAAAGACAUGUUCUCCACUUGCUUCUGCGCAAUUCUUUUCUUGAGGUCAGGAGAUAUUUCCACUCCCAUUUCAAGGUUGACAGAGACCUUCAGUCGUCUGUCGUUGUUUAUUCACAGAGGGAUGUCUUAUGAUGUAGUAUUGGUGUGGCAGAAAAGGCCUGUUAUCUUGUCUAACAAUCUCCUCAUGUUUUGUGUUUUAGUUUUUCAUUUCAGAAAUGAGCUGUAACAAUAUUGAUACUUCUGAUAUCUUGACCCCUUGAAAAUGAAGAUGUUCUGUUACUUUCAGGUGCUUUGCUACUGCAUAAUAAUUCACAGCUUGCAUUGCGCCUUUAUGUCCAUGGUCUGUGCUUCUAAGAUAAAUUUGCAGCUUAGUAAUAUUGUUGUAACUAACAUAAAAUGUAGGAAGUGCAGCCUUCCUAACAACAACAUAAAAUUUGCACGCGUGAGGUGUGUUGCUUCAUUCAUUCUUUGUUCGUUUGCUCACAUAUUUGCUAUGUGCAUAAAGAAAGGAUCGCACAAAUUGGCAAAAUUUUAAAAUGGCUUCAACUUCAUAACAGUGGCUGGGUUUCUUUGUUUGACCAGCAAGCCUAUUUUAAAUUUAGAACUCUUCCAACAUACAUGGAAUUACAAGUUGACAAUGUGUUUUAAAAAUUUAUAUGCUUAUUUAUGGAUGCCCUGAAUCCCUGAUAGUCUUGUAUGUAGGCUUUUGUUAGGUAGGUAGCACAAUCUCCACCAUUUUCUCUAUAUUGACUCUUCUGAUUCACUGGUAUAUCCAAUCUCAUUGUUUUGUGAAUGUACCCCAAACUGUGUUAUACGUCAUGUUCCAUGUUAGUACCACAAACUGUGUUGCUUCUGCUCUCUUUUAGUCAAAAUAGAUGAAUGAUAAGUUAGCUUGUUGACUCACAUCAUAAAGUAACAGUGAGCUGAUGGACCUAGCUUGCACCUUUUAUGACGUUGCAAUAGAACCUAAUCUUAAUGCUCGGUAAGUUUGGCAAAAUGCAGGUUUUAUCUGGCUAACUGUGACAUGGUCAAGUCUCAGAACAUCCUAAGUUUCAUUCAUUUGUAUUGUUGAAUACUAGUUUCUUGUCAGUUGAAGUAGAUAUUGCAAGGAUCAUUUUUUUUACGGACAGGAGUGUCACUUUUUUUGUUCUUAUGGCAAGCUACUGACAAUUUGACACUAACUAAUGUAUUUGUUGUUGAUUGCUAAAUUUUCUUUCAGCAUACACUGUCAUGUUAUUCUUGCCUUACGUUGAUCAUACAUGAAAACAUUUAUAGUGUUAAUACCUACAUAUCAACUUCCAAGCUUGCUUCUAUUUCUCAAAGUCUGUUUCAAGAGUAGAGUGAGCAUAGUUUGGAGUUAGAGGUUGAUUGGCGUCACUAGUAUAAUGCUGUAUGGUUAGCUCAUAUUAGGUGAAGCAACAAUCUAAGUGGAUUUAAGUCCUGACUUCCAUGUUGUGAAUUGUAAUAAGCAAUUCCAUGGCAAAUUUGUGUUGCUAAUCCUGACUGGAGUACCUUCAAAAUCCGACAAGUUUGCCAUUCAUAUUGAGAAUUGAUGACAAAAACAAAUGUUACAUGUAACAGGGUAUUUAUGUGAGGAGGAAAAAUAAAUGGCGAUCUAUAGUUUUGGUACGCACACAUUUAUCAUCUACCAAUUUCUAAAUCUAGUGCCAUCAAAUUUCCAUGACGCCCAGUACUAGAAGGGUCAUAGUUCGAUGGGUUUUCAAGCAUACAUUCAAUUUCUUCACUAGCAUUCUCAGUCAAUUGUUCUCGCCAGGUUCUCCGUAUAAAUCUCAACCGUUCAGCCACUUCUGACAUUAAUGGCCGUUCUUCCCCCUUCAUACUCAAGCAACACUUUGCAAGUUGGGCAACUUCUUGGAGCAGCUCCAUUCCAACGCCCAAUAUACUUCUGUCCAAGAAAGAUUGAAGUCUGCUCUCUUUCAAUGCCAGAAGGAAAGAUGAUACCAGGCUUUUCUUUUCUUCAGUUACAUCAGAAUAAAUCGCUGUCUUCCUUGUAAUUAGCUCUAGAAGCACAACUCCAAAACUAUAAACAUCACUCUUCUCUGUUAGUUGACGCUCUUGUAAGUAUUCAGGGUCUAGAUAA
Panicum virgatum (switchgrass) is the source of this 3715-nucleotide messenger RNA. RefSeq names its product mannosyltransferase APTG1-like. Gene Ontology annotation, cellular component: endoplasmic reticulum membrane. Gene Ontology annotation, molecular function: alpha-1,2-mannosyltransferase activity. The coding region runs from base 97 to 1746 and encodes 549 amino acids. The transcript is spliced from 9 exons. The record is from RefSeq and is a predicted model, not a curated record. Gene Ontology annotation, biological process: GPI anchor biosynthetic process. NCBI's taxonomy places the organism in Eukaryota, Viridiplantae, Streptophyta, Magnoliopsida, Poales, Poaceae.